Pseudovirgaria hyperparasitica is the source of this 495-nucleotide messenger RNA. RefSeq lists its product as uncharacterized. The transcript has 3 exons. Bases 1 to 495 code for a protein of 164 amino acids. The record is from RefSeq and is a predicted model, not a curated record. NCBI's taxonomy places the organism in Eukaryota, Fungi, Ascomycota, Dothideomycetes, Acrospermales, Acrospermaceae.
AUGCCUGCUAUUUCGGUGUUCUGUGACUCUUUGCUUCUGUUAACCAUCAACGACAGGUCGGAAUCCCGGUCCGGUAACAUGACCAUGACAGAACUCGAGGAGCUGCAGAUGCAAAAGCUUCUGAAGGACAAGAUUCUUGAUCAGGCGUCUGCCAUCCUGAUAAUUCUUAACCCUGCCAUCGUAGUUGGGCGUAGUAAAAAGGGAGAACCACUGUUCAGCGCUUACCUGACUGGUCAUGACAAUCCACGAUCGCAGUCUACCUACAUGUUCAUUCUCCCACCCAGUAUGGCCGCCAGUGAAGAAGCCGCUCUGGCCUCUCUGCUCGAGCAAAUUCAGCAUGCAGUAGACACCAUCUACGACAACAUGAUAGGCGAGGAUAUCAGAUACCACGAGAGAGGCGACAAGAACGACAGUCAUGCUGAUGCAAUUGCCAUGCUGUGGGGGUCAUAUAGAGUCCCAACUUCCCUAUCCCAGUCGGGAGACCAGUCUUCUUAA